Molecule: messenger RNA, 355 nt
Organism: Pelobates cultripes (western spadefoot toad)
Lineage: Eukaryota; Metazoa; Chordata; Amphibia; Anura; Pelobatidae
Source: the annotation of a GenBank genome assembly
ACAAAACCUCCAAAAAUCCACGGCCACCCACAUGAUUGAUGUCAUGAAUUGCAGAUACAUUGUCCAUGCACAGGGAAAUGCAAAUAUUGGUUCUGUCCAUCAAGAAACACUGAGCGGCAAAAGACCAAGCCAGAAGCUCCAGGGCAUUGAUGUGAAGGUGCGCAUUGUCUGGUGCCCAAUGGCCAGUGGACAUACCCUUGCAGUGAGCACUUCAUCUGUGAAGGCUGGCAUUCGAGUCUAUGGUAAAGUCCAGCUUAGUCCUGAAGAUAGCCUGCAGUUCCAUGUAGACAAGUUUUCUCCUGUGUUGUUGUCGAGAGUAACAAGGUACACAUAUGAGGUGCCGCUGCAUAAGUGA